Molecule: messenger RNA, 11618 nt
Organism: Scylla paramamosain (green mud crab)
Lineage: Eukaryota; Metazoa; Arthropoda; Malacostraca; Decapoda; Portunidae
Exons: 7
Coding region: 455-8689 (2744 amino acids)
Biological process (GO): transcription by RNA polymerase III
Cellular component (GO): transcription factor TFIIIC complex
Molecular function (GO): protein binding
Source: RefSeq, a predicted model, not a curated record
GAGAGACGGAGAGAGCAGGAUUAGAAAGUUACGAGAGAAAACAAAACAAAGAAAGGAGAACUGAAAAUAAAUAACUAAAACAAGAAAAAAAUAAGAUAACAAGAAACCCAUAACGAACAAGAAAAAUAAGACGACAAAUAGAGAGAAGCAGGAGAUUGAGAGAGAGAGAGCAAGAUUAGAACAUGUUGCGCUGAGGCUGCUAGUGGGCGGCGUCUGGCAGCGCAGCGUGUCCGCCAUAUUGCAUCAUUGCCUCCUCGUUAUUUUCUUGGCCAGCCUCGCCCCUGACGGCUGCCUACUGGUACUGGGGCCUCACUACCGCAGAAGGAGGCCACGAGGGAAGCCAGGAGGACCGGCCAUUGCUUCCCGUUGGCUCGUAGUACUUCAAGUGUGACCAGCAGACGGUGACCCAGCCACCACCGCCACCACCACUACCACCACCACCAGUGCAGCCUUCAUGAUUGAGACAGAGGAGGGCGAUAGGCAGGAGGCGGCCCUGGCAGCACCCAUGGCGACCUGCCGUGACGCCAGCCCAGCCUUGCAAGUCGCCGCACCACCAGAAGACGAGGAGAGCCAGUUUGAAGUGGGUGUGGGGCGGAACAUCACAGUGGAAUUGCUGACGGCGUGGAACACACAGCUUCGGCGGGAGGCAAGUGCCCGCUGUCCUGUGGCUGGCUGUGGCCUUACCUUCCACAGCGCGCCGCAGAUACAGAGUCAUUAUGUCACCUGCUCUGGGAAGUAUGAUGGGCCAGUAGUGCGUUGUGAGCAGUGCCAGGCCAGAGUGCCAGCGUCCCUCAUGGUGCACCACAGCAAGGUUGUGCACCAGCGGCAUCCUUCGACCCUAGGUGACCCAGACAGAGGCACCACGGGGUCACGGUUUGGUCAGAGGAACAGAGGUCAAGUUACGGUCUCCCCUGCGCCCUCCAGAGUGUCAGGGCCUGAGGGUGUGAAGCAACACCACCUGCGAUGCUCCCCCCGGGUGGAUGCCAGGGACGCCACCUCCUCCUCCCCCAGGACAGUCAGUUUGCAGUUGGAUUGGGACCUGGAUGAUGAAGAUGAGGUGAGCACAUCCCCCAGCACCCCACAGCCCCACGCCCUGCCGCAGCAGUACCUGGGGGAGUGUGGGCAGCGGGACAGCUGGAGCCAGGCCCCCCUACCCCGCUCUCACGGCCUGAGGCACUCCCGGGGUGGCCUGGCAGGGGAGGAGGGAAGGGCAGCCAGCCUUGCCCUGGGCCCCCCUGACCCCCACAGCAGUGGCGGGGUUGGGCGGGAGCAGGCUGCAUCACGGUCAGCCUGCUGCCAGCCUGCCCGCCAGCCCUGUGCCAGCGGGUGUCUGCAGCCGUCCCCCUCCUGGGCCCGGCGCCACCACCUGGACCACCACCACCACCACCUGCACCACCACCACCACCCAGGCCACGCCUCACACCCGGCAGGGCGGCGGAUGCGGCGCGGCUCGUCCUGCGGGCCGGGCUACCCAGGGGAGGAGGAGACAGGACGACACUCUCGCUCCCCAGAGUCCCCCUGCCUGCCCUCCCCUGCCAGCCAUGCCUGGCCUGCCCCCCUGACAGAGCAGCCCUACAGCCCAGCUGUCCAGAGGGAGGCAGCAGGGGGCUGGGGGCCUGCCAGUCCCAGUGUGGGGGGGGAGGCCGGCUGGGGGGAGGAAGAGGACCGGUACAGUGCCAAGCGGCGGCAGCUGGCGGCACGGGCAGAGCAGCUGCAGCGGGCGGAGGAGAUGGUGAAGCAGCAGGAGGAGGAGGCACAGCAGCGCACCUGGCUGGCGUUGCAGCAGCAGGAGAUGCUGCUGCGGGAGAAAGAGGAGGCACUCAAGAUGCGGGAGGCGGCGGCACAGAGGAAGCUGGAGUUGGCGGCGCGCCUCAUGGAGGAGUCCAGGAUGAUGCGGGGCUCCGGCCGCCACGGUGGUGAUGCCCCUGCCCCACCACUCUACUGCCCCCGCCGCCCCCCAUCUCCCUGCCCCCCGCCCUGCCCUGAGGACUUGUCUCACCAGGAGGCACCCAGGAUCCCUGCCUGCCACGGGCCAGACGCCCCCUCGCCCCACGACGGCACCUUCCACAACGGCUGCCAGGACAGCCAGGCCGGGGUGGGGCGUGGCAGGGCCUGCCCCCCAGGCCAUGGCAAGGUGGGGGACCAGUGUCCCAGGGGGGCCUCACCCCGCCAGCAGUGGAGGCCGGGGGAGGACCGCCCACCUUCCCCCCGGGCCGUCAUCCCCGCCCACACACAGACAGAGUCAGGCGUGGCAGUCACCACCACCACCACCACACCCUGUGGCCACCUCCCUGAGGCCAGGCAGGGCAGGGACGUGCCUCAGGAGCAGGAGGAGAGCCCGCCCCGCCUGCCGGCCCCCAGAGUGGUGCGCACGUACUCCCGCACCGGCCGUACCCGCCUGCUGUCCGACACUGCCUGGCCUGCCCCAGCCAGCCAGGCGGGGCAGGACGCAGACGCCACCCUGGGGGAGACUGUGGUGAACCAGGGGUCCACCAUCACCAUCACCCCCCUUCCCCGGCCCCCCUCCCGGCCCUGCAGAUCCUACAGUGCCUUGCCCAUGUUGCAGACCACCAGCCUCCCCCGCACCCCCGGUGCCUCCCCCAGCCUCACCGUCACACUAGCCUCCCCAUCCCUCAGCCCUGCAGUGACAGCCCCUUCCCCGGCCAGCACCCCCCCACCCCGGGAGCUGGGCCCCAGACAGCUAUCCUUCCUGCCCCCCCUCAGCCUGGGGUCACAGCAGUUCACCCUUAAAUACGUGGGGACCUUCAAGCCCACCCCCACCACACGUGUCAAGGCCACACCCUCCCCCCCCAGACUCUCGGAGGCCUUCUGCAAGCCAGGCCGGGAGGUGGUGGCCCCCAAGGUGACCAUCCUCCCCCGGGGUGCACCAGUGGCUCCCCCCACAGCUGCCCACAGUGACAAAGGCUUGCAGGCCACACAGACAGGCUGGAUGCAGGGUGUGACUGACACCAACAGCCCCGUCCCAUUGCUGACCACCUCACCACCACAACCGCUGCCAUGCACCACUCAGACCACCGUGCAAGUGGAUCCCGCCGACUCAUCCACACUGCAGAUACACGUGGACUCUCCCUUCCACCCUCCACAGCCCUGCCACACUCACCUGUCCACCACAUUCCUCACCACCGCACCAGGCACUACCAUUCCUCAGUGCAUCAUGCCUGUUUCCACCACACCAACCACCACCACUCCACCAGACACCCAGUCCACCAGUGAGGAGGACAGAACAUGCAGCAUCACUCCACCACAGCAGGGAACAGCAGAGGGUACCCAAGACCACAAAGAUUCUCAAGCACAGCAGCAUCUGGAGAUAGACACAGCAGACAACACAGCAGAAGACACAGGAGAGGAACCCUACCCAUCUCAGACCCCACAGGACAUCAUGAGGGAACCUGGUGCCUUUGAGGGAGAGUUUGACCCUUGCACAGUACCUUACGGCAGCCCGACCCUCAUGCAGACCAUCCUGGGUGAUGCUGUUGCCUUUCACACACCCAUCCCUUCACCCAACACCCUGCAGGACUCUCAGAAUUCUACCACUCUUUCAGUAGAUGCAGAGAAAGACAGUACUCUCUUAUACCCCUCUCAAGGCAGCACAGAGGACCAGACACUGCAGGAUUUCAAGGAUGCCCUCCCUCCUUCACUACCUGCAGGAAAGGACAACAUUGCAGACCCACCUGAAGACACUAAAGAGCAUCAGACAGUGCAUGGUGGCUCUCUCUCACCAGCUAACGGAGAGGACACUCGGGAAGAUAAUGAGGAUUCCUUCUCUCCACCAGCUGGAGGAGAUGCACCACCCCACACGCAACCCACACAGCAUAUUUUUACCCACAUUCAGAGUAAACAGGGAGAGACAGAGGUGGAGGAAGUGGGAGAGAUGGAGAUAAUGGAGGAGUCUGUCAUCUCCACCCAGCCUUUGCAUCACCCCCCAACCAGUCCAGCACAAGUCCCAGUGGAAGAGGUGGUGGAGGAGGACGAUGACGAUGAAAACGACGAUCUUUCUUACCCAGAGGAUGUGGAGAUGGAGGAAGUGGCUAUUAUGGGCAAUGGGGAGGAGCCUGAUGACACUGGUAGCCUGUUCAUUGCCAACCCAGCACAGGCAGAGGUGGAGGUGGAGGGAAGUGUCCUGUCUGACCAAGCACAGGUGGAGGAGGUGGAGGCCAACAGUGUUUUGUCCACCCCUGCACAGAUAGAGGCAGAGGUGGAAGGCAACAUUGUCUUGUCCACCCCAAUACAGACAGAGGUGGAGGUGGAGGGCUGUGACCUGUCCAACCAAGCACAGACAGAAGUGGAGGUGGAGGGCUGUGUCCUGUCCAACCAAUUACAGACAGAGGUGGAGGUAAACAGUGUCUUUUCUUCCCCAGCACAGACGGAGGUGGAAGUGGAGGGGUACAUCCUGACUAACCCAACACAGCCAGCAACAGACAGUGAUAUCUCGUCACCCACACACACACCUGCAGAGGAGACAGGUAGUGUGAUCCAUCCCACAUCUGAGGCAGUGACAGACGCCAACAGCAGUGACAUCUUUCUGCCUGACCCCACACCGGAGGCAGGAGAGGAGACCAGAGAGAGUAACUUCACUGACCCAGCAGCUGAAGGAGUGGAGGCCAGGGGUGUGCAGCAGCUGGGGUGUGACUGGGGAGGGCCACAAUCUGAAGGAGAGGUACUGGAGGCUAAAGGCACUGCAGGACUAGAAGAGCAAGGCAAGGAUAAAAUGCCAGGAACUGAAGCCUUCGAGGGUCACAUUACAAAUACUGACCUUGUAUCUUCAGGGUCAGGUCACACUCACCAGGCAGAGGAUGAAGUGACACAGGCAGGACUUAUGGAUGGACAAGUGCCAGAUGUACCUUCAGAGUGCCAGAAUGAGAGCAUAGGGAGUGCCAGCCAGGGUGCCACAGACUGCAGUGUCAUGCCUACCACCACACCCUGGCACUCUACUGAAGGCACACCUGUAGAGGGCCAAAAUACCACAGUGCCAGUGUCCCAGGAAGGUCACACAACCCCUGAGUGUGACGCAGAUGACCCUGUGACCCCAGAACCUGAGGAAAUGGAAGCUGUUGGGUGGGGAAGGGCACAGCGGCGGAGGAGGGGAAGGGGGCGUGGCAGGGGCAAGGUCAGGGGUCAGGGAAUGUGGACCAGGAGGCGAAACACAGGCAGAACCAGGCCAGGUCAAGUGGAUGAUACUGACCUGACCUUACAGGAGUCUGGUGCAGCAGUGACCUCAUGUGCGACCCUGUGUGUGACCCCAAGCAGCUGUGGUAGUGAUGACAAGGCAACAGAAUGCCCCAAGACAGAACUCCAAGUGCCAAUGUCACCCACACAAGAAAUGGAUGAGUCCACCUUAGAUGUGGAGGCUGCAUCCCCCCUUCCACCAGACACAGAGGUGGAGGACAGCCACAGGAACCCCGGGGCGGAGGAGGCAGUGGAGCACGUGUCAAGGGGAGGCCGCAAGGUGAGGCUGAGGGAGUGGUGGACGGGCGUGGUGAGUGAGGCCACCACUCCACGCAGCAAGGCCGCCGCCAAGUCGCCCGUCACCUCCCCAGCCAGGUCACCAGCCAGGUCACCAGGUAGAUCGCCAGGGCCCAGGAAGCCCAGGGUGAAGAGGAGCCUGAUGGAGGCCAGCGAGGCAUCCCUGCCCAAGAGGAGGUGUGAGGAGGCACCCACAGAGGUCGACAUGCUGACCACCACCACCACCACCACUGCCACCACCACCACCACCAUCACCACCACCACCACUACCACCACCACCAAUACCACUGCUGCCACCACCACUCCCACCACCACCACUGCCACACCAGAUGUACUGAAAACUGAAUCCUUCACACCAUCCACACCCCUCACCCCAGCCCCCAAGGCACUGGAGGAGCCCCUCACCCCCACCCCCACCCACACCCCAUCCUCAGACACCUCCAUGUCCUCCAAGAGGCGGCGCGGGCGGCAGCCCAAGAAGCAGCGGCCGGUGAAGGAGUACCAGCCGAGCCCCAAGGAGAAGCGGGAGGACGUCGAGUGCGGCAAGUGUGGGGAGAUGUGCUUCUCCCAGGCACACUUCCUCUCCCAUGCGCGGCGGAUGCACAACGGCCUGGCACGGCCACAGGGCGCCAGCCAGGAGUUCACAGCGGCGGAGACACAAGAGAUCCUGGUGGACACCAUGCGGGCAGUGCGGCAGGUGCGGUGCGAGGUGUGCGGUAGCGUGUUCCGGUCCGUGCUGGGCCACCGCAUGCACUCCCUGGCCUGCGGCGUGGACCCCAGCCAGCUCAACAAGACCUGCCACGUGUGCCAUCGCCGCAUCCGCUACUACUACCUGGAGGCGCACCUCAGGAAGCAUGCUGCCCUGGACUCCAGGAAGGCCAAGGAAGCGGCACCCAAGGAGCGGGAGCGCGGCAGCAGGAAGGCCGCCCUCAACUGCAAUAUGCGGCUGCAGGCGUGGCGCCACACCCGCACCGACGACGACGCCAGCGACACUGGCUCAGACCAGGGCGACGACUUCCGCCAGGAGCUGAGGCUGGCGCACUACUACACCCGCCCCGACUCCACCCUGCCCCCCUCGCUGCUGGCCAGCUGGGAGGCCGCCCUGGAGGAGGGGGAGGGGGCGGCCUGCCACCACCAGGGCUGCAGCCACUCUGCUGCCAGCGUGGCUGAGGCGCGGCAGCACCACUGGCUGUGUCCACAGGGGUGCCGCUCCCAUGGGUACUCCUGCAAGCUGUGCUCCUUCACCUGUGACCAGGAGGGGGAUAUGGAGGACCACCUCACCUCCAUGCACAUGUCAGAGGUGGCUGGGGAGCCGGACAGCGAGUCCGACGCAUCUGACGAGGACUGGGGGGAGCGGCAGGGAGGCCAGCGGUCCGGCGGCCUGCGGCGGUACAGCAAGGACCUGCUGGUGCCCUUCCUGCCGGCCCUGCGCUGGACGCACGACUUUUUGACUGACAGUGUCAGCGACUCUCUCUACCCAGAGCACUGGCCUACAAAGGAUGGGUGGCAGGCCCUGCCCCCAGCCACCGCAGCCCCCUACCUGCCAGCCGUCACCACCAGCCCCAGGUUCAGGGUGCAGGUGGUGGGCCAGCAGGCCGUGGCAGAGGAUGGCUGGGAGGAGCUUCACCGCUUUGACAGCACGGCGGCCGGCCAGGGCAGCGCCAUGUUCUGUGGGGGCCCGGUGACAGCCUCGGCCUGGUGCCCUGAGUGCCCCCCGGGCUCCCUGGCCUCCAACAUGCAGCACCUGGCCCUGGCCACUCUCUCAUCCCCAGACAUGAAGCACCAGAUCUGUCACUCUUACUCCCACAGGGGUCUCAUCCAGCUGUGGGGCUGCCCUGGCCCAGCCACCAGGGAGCCCCCCACACCCCGCUUCCUGCUGGGCCUGGGCCACCAGCACGGCACAGUGUGGUCACUGGCCUGGUGCCCCUCUGGCUCGGAGGAGGCGGCUCCCCCCGGCCUGGGGGAGUCCCCCCUGCCACGCCUGGGCCUGCUGGCCGCUGCGUGCUCUGACGGCACGGUGCAGGUGUAUGCCGUGCCACGUCCAGAGGUGCUGCUGCCACAGGGCAGAGUGUACAGGCCGCCGGCCAGCCUGGCGCUGGUGCCAGGGCAUGGCGAGGGCCGGGAGGUGCAGUGCCUCAAGGUGGACUGGUGCCGGGCCAAGGGGCACCACCUGGUGGCCGGGGCGCUGUCCUCAGGUGUGGUGUGCGUGUGGGACCUCACCACCACUUCACCCUUCCUGCGGCUGCAGCAGGGGUCGGUGGUGCUGCCCUUCAGGGCCUUCCAUGCCCACAAUGGGGUGUGCACCACAGUGGCCUUCUGCCCCACCACGGGUGGCAGGAACCUGCUGUCUGGCGGCAACGACCGCACCUACAAGUUCUGGGACCUGGAGCACCCCGAGCUGCCCCUGAGUGUGGUGCGCAAGGGUCUGGUGCUGGACUCCCUGUGGCUGCCACACUGGGCCGGCUGCUUCCUGGCCUUCGAUGACGUGUACGGCUUGGCCAGCACCAACACCUGCUUCAAGGAGAGCGGCUUCUUCGGCAUCGCGCCGCGCAACGUGCUGUCGGCCAACGCGGCAGUGUGGACGCUGGCCGGCUCGGACUGGCUCAACUCCGUGGCCCAGGGCGACUCUGCUGGUGAGGUGACACUGACAGUGCAGCAGCAGCUCUUCAGGAACUACGAGAACGAGAAGUUCCUGUCGAAGCGCAAGGUGCCAGUGAUGUGCGCCCGCCUGCAGGCGCUGGACGCCACCGCCCCAGUGUCCUUCAGCAGCAGCCGCGUCAUUCAGCGCGCCCGUCACCCGCUGCACAAGGCCAAGGCCAAGGCCCCGGACCAGCAAAGGCAGCAGGCCCAGCAGGAGGAGGAUGACUGCCUGGGCCAGAACCUGUACCAGGAGUUCCCCCAGACGUACCAGGAGACGCGGGACACCCACGGUCUGGUCUUCAAGGAGCAGAACGUGGCGAACUUCAGCAGCAUCCCCAAGGAGGAGCUGCUGGAGAGGUGGCGCAACGAGUGCAUGGAGGCCAGCGCCAUCACCUGCUACCCCAUGAUGGCUGUCACCUCCCUGGCCUGGAACAACAACCUUGGCGCACACACCUGGAUUGCCGUGGCCACGCAGUCCGGCCUGGUGCGGCUGGUCAGGGUGGAGGCACUGCACACUGCCGCCAUGGACUCUUUCAUCCAUGACAACUUUGGCGUGCGGAGAUGAAACACUCAACUGUCUGUCUGUCUGUCUGUCUGUCUGUAUUCUUAAACACUUACUAGCAUCUCCACUACUUCCCAAAGGCUGUAGUUGAAGUGACGAAGGUUUUCAAGGGUGUUUUUACGGUCCCACUGACAGAUUAACAACAUUUCUACUCUACCAACAGGUGAAGCACUCUUGAGAACCUGGCAAGUCAUCAGUGUGGCCUUUGAAAGUAGUGGUGAUGAGUGGUGUUUGGGAUGAGAUGAGCCUGCCUUAGUGGUGUGGAGGUCAGUCAAUUGUUGUUAUGGUGCUGUGUGUUCAGUAUUGGCCAUUAUCAUCACCAUCAUCAUCACCACCAUCACCUCCAUCAUCAUCAGUGGCAUUUUUGUUUAUUUUUUAGUUUCUUUCAGUGUUUCUCCUCCUCCUCCUCCUCCUCCUCCUCCUCCUCCUCCUCCUCCUCCUCCUCCUCCUCCUCCUCCUCCUCCUGUUCUUCAUUAUCAUCAUCCUUGCUGUUAUUGAUGUUUUUGAUUAUUGUGAUAGUGUAUGUGUGUGCGUGUGUUGAUCACCACUACAUCAUCAUCAUCAUCAUAUUAGUGCUAUUUCGGAACGUGACAAAUAUCAUUAUUCAUUGUCAUCAUCACUACCACCACCAUUACCAUGCCCGUUCCUAUCACUCACCAUCACCAUCACCAUUAUCACUGCCACCAUCAUUAUUAUUGUUCCUACUUAGCAAAUAAUUCAUUGUCAUCACCACUACCAUUACCAUUGUUGUUCCCAUCAUCAUCAUCACUAUCAUCAUCAUCAUCAUCAUCAGUGUGUGUAUGGGGGGGGCGAGGGGCGGGUCAUGCAAACGUAAUGCCUUAAUAAUGUUAUAAUAAGUAUACAUACAUACAUACACACACACUUACAUACAUACAUACAUACAUACAUACAUACAUACAUAGGUUGUCAUAGUAUUAAGAAAGCAAGGUUGAGAUAAUGUAAGCUUUUAAAAACUGAUGUCUCGGUAAUUUUUUUUUUAUAGGCCUAGACCAGAUAGGGAAGGAAUUGCGUAGGCCUCAUUUGAAUUGUGAAGAUUUUGAUGUAUUUAAGAUUUAUUUCCGUAUGUGUGUGUGUUUGUGUGUGUGUGUGAUAUUUUCUCAUUUUCCUUUCCUUUUUCUUUUUUUUUCAUUUUCUCGCUACAUUACAAGCAAGAUGCCUUAAAUGUAAUAGUGAAGAUGCUAAUUACUCGUACCACUGCCAGCUUACAAAACUCUCUCUCUCUCUCUCUCUCUCUCUCUCUCUCUCUCUCUCUCUCUCUCUCUCUCUCUCUCUCUCUCUCUCUCUCUCUCUCUCUCUCUCUCUCUCUCAGAUAGAUUGACCGCCAUAAUAUUGCCCUAUAUAACACAUUUUUCACUUGUCAAAUGAAAAGAUUAUUACUCUUUUUAGAUAACAUUAAAGAAAAUAUUAGUCGUAAAAAUAAUCAUGAAAAUAUUGCCUCCGUUAUAUGUGUGUGUGUGCGUGCGUGUGUGUGUGUGUGUGUGUGAAAGAAGAUGGAUUUAUUUAAUUUAUUCGUACAACGGUGCUGGAGAUUCAAAACUUUCCUAAUUCUUAUUGCAGUGUUUAAUAUAUUGACUUUAUUUAUAACUGGAAACAAGUAUACUUAAUCUUGCGCCCAUAUUUUGAAACACUGCCAUUUAUCUGUUUUACAAGGCCACAGAGGGGAUCAGGCGGGCUCCCAAGGCUGUUCGUAUCCUUUAUUGCUGCAAAAUGCUUCUUCAGUUCGCUAGACUCUUGAAAAUUCCCAACUACUAUCUAACUAGUAAAAAUACACCCUCGAAAAUCCCAGUAACUUCCAUCAGCAUUUGUUAAACCACAGGGUCUUGAAAACCCCAUAAACUUCCACUGCAACCUGUUAAACUAUCAAAAAAUCAUUAAAACCCUUGAAAACUCCAUUAACUUCCGCUGCAAUCUCUUAAACUAUCAAAAAGUCAUGAAAACCCCAAUAAUCUUCACUACAACUUGUUAAACUAUCACCGGAACCUUGAAAACCGCAAUAACUUCCACGGCAGCCUAUUAAACUAUUACUGGAAUCUUGAAAACGCCCUUGAAAACCCCAUUAACCUCCACUGCAACCUGUUAAACAAUAAAAAGCACGAAAACCCACUUGGGAACCCCCCCAGUAACUUCCACUAGAGCCUGUUGAAAGCUAGCAAGACGAGGCGUAGGUGAGCUGGUGUCUGAGAAUAUGGGAGCAAGGAAAUAAGACCUGUUUACGUUUACAGUGAACUCUCUUCCUAUGCCUGUUAAUGGUAAUUUGUAAUGGGACUUAGCUCUUGUAUGGCCCCAUUAACUAGUCCUCAUCUAGUCCUUAAUGCAUGAAGACUUAAUGGAAGGGAAAUAAUAAUGUAAUGAAUGAAAAUAUUGAGGGUUUUAAGAGGGUUAAGUCGAGAAAUUUUACGUAAUGAAAAGAUUGGUUUAGAAGAGUGUAAAUAAUGUUAUGAAAAGUUAUUAGAAGUUAUUUUAAGAGGAGAUAAAUGGAAAAUGAUGUGGGUUGUCAGGGAAGACGUGUAUAAUCAAAAUUGGAGUUAUUUGAAAAUAUUUGAGUGAGUUACGUAUGGAAAAGAUUUGAAUUACUGUGAGAGGAAGAUAAAUGGUAUUGAUAAAUGUGGGUUAUUUAAAUAGUGAAAGGAAGAUUUGAGAAUGAAAAAAUGUGAAUGGAAAAAAGAUACCAGUUUGAAAGGAAGAUAAAGAAAAAAAAAAAAAACGAACGGAAAUUAUAAAUGGAAAAAAAAGGACAGUUACUUAAGGAUGAUAAUUAUAGUGAACUAAUGAGAAGGUAAUUUAUUUUGAAAUGAGAUAAGGAAGUGAAAGUUAUGAAUUGUUAACAUCAUACAAAUUACAGUGGAAUAUAUAGGAAGCCCUUUAUACUUAUCUCCUUGCAUAUAUAUAUGUAAAUAAAAGGAAGACUUGC